This is a messenger RNA of Lutzomyia longipalpis, 2054 nucleotides long. RefSeq names its product sodium/potassium-transporting ATPase subunit beta-2-like. Lineage: Eukaryota; Metazoa; Arthropoda; Insecta; Diptera; Psychodidae. Gene Ontology annotation, biological process: sodium ion export across plasma membrane; intracellular potassium ion homeostasis; intracellular sodium ion homeostasis. Gene Ontology annotation, cellular component: sodium:potassium-exchanging ATPase complex. Bases 288 to 1250 code for a protein of 320 amino acids. The transcript has 5 exons. Gene Ontology annotation, molecular function: ATPase activator activity. The record is from RefSeq and is a predicted model, not a curated record.
CGCCUCGAGAGUCACACUGUUGAGUUGCUCACGCUUCCUUAAAGUGCUUUCGCGAGUUUCUCAGUAAACUUUUUUUAUUCUUUUGCAUUUUUUUUGGUGUUCAGAGGGAAGUUUCAAUCGUGUGAAGCAUUAGGAAUUCAAUAAGUGAUUUGUAUAUUUUUUAAAUGUUGCCAAAAGAAGAACAAAAGAAUUUGAAAAAAAGAUUAAAUUAUUCAAGGAAGUGUGAGACAAUUUGUGAUUCUUUUCAGUAAAAAAAACUAUUAAUAAAACAGAAAUAGCUAAAAAUCAUGGCUAGUCCAAAGGACAAGAAUGGCACGGGUCAAGUGACUUAUGAAUUUCCCUAUAUGAAGCCAAAAGAAAAAGUUUCUCUGCGUAAAUUUCUCUAUAACAGUGAAAAUGGGACCAUUAUGUCACGAACACCAUCAAAUUGGGCAAAACUUCUUAUCUUCUAUGCCAUCUUCUAUACAGUAUUAGCUGCCCUAUUUGCCAUUUGCUUCCAAGGUCUUCUCGCCACACUUACUGAGGAAUACCCAAAGUGGCAAUUGGAUAGAUCACUCAUCGGCACGAAUCCUGGUGUUGGUUUUCGUCCCAUUUCCGAGGAUACAAGUCAAGGAUCUCUUAUUUGGUUUAAAGCAUCUGAUCCAGAUAGCAUUCGUCCAUGGACUAAAUUGCUUGAUGAUUACUUGGCCCCAUACCAGAAUGAAACUUUGCUCCCUGGUGAAGGGAAAAACCAAGAAAUGUGCGACUUUGGCUCUCCCCCGAAACCAGGACGUGUUUGUGCUGUGGAGGUGUCAAAAUGGGAGCACUGCAACAGCGAAAAUGAUUAUGGAUACUCAAAGUCAUCUCCGUGCAUUUUUGUGAAACUCAAUAGAAUUUUCAAUUGGAUUCCGGAAUUUUAUGAUGAUGUCAAUGAUCUACCCGGUGAUAUGCCCGAGGAGUUGAAGGCACACAUUGCACAGUUGGAUGAAAGUAAACGGAAACAAGUGUGGAUCUCCUGUCGUGGAGAACAUCCGUCCGAUCGUGAGGCAAUUGGGCCAAUUAAGUACAUCCCUUCACACGGUAUGCCCUCAUACUACUACCCCUUUACCAACGCACCUGGAUACUUGAGUCCAGUGAUUGCAGUACAUCUGGAGAGACCUGCAUUGAAUCGUUUGAUCAACAUUGAAUGUCGCGCAUGGGCUAAGAAUAUUCAAUAUCAAGGUGGACGAGAACGAUCUGGAUCUGUGCAUUUAGAGUUAAUGAUUGAUUAAGGUACCCACAGAGUGGGAGGAUUCAAUGUUCAUUUUAGGAUCAAGUAUAAAAUAAAUUGACAUUAAAUGCCUUCCAAAUUGCCCUCAUUUCUAGCCAAAAUGUAAAGAAGGAAAAAGUUCUAUAAAUAAAAAAAAUUCGUCAGAAAAAAAAUUAAAAUGAAUUAGAUUCAAAUAUAGAAUUAUUAUUUAAUUAAUUGCGUAUGUAAUUUAUUUCUCAUUCGAAACACUGACUUUUUCUAAAGAAUUCAGCGUGAUUAUUCUUUUAUUUUUCUUUAAUGUUUGAUGCUACAAUACAGCAGAAGUAAUAGGAAAUUUAACCUCAAUUACAAAAUUAAAAAAUUCGAAAAAUGAAAAUGGGAAAAUGCUCAGAGACCUCAAGUUGUAGGACCCCAAUUAAAACGGGAAAUAAUUCAGGAUCAAAUUCUGAGCCGAUCCUAAAAAAAUUGGGACUACACAUGUCCUAGUUUCUUUAUUUCAAGGUUAAAAGUCAGAUCCGCUGUACUAAUAAUAUAUUUUAUUUAAUAUUGUACAGAGAUGCGAAAAAUUUGUAAAAAAAACAACGUUUGUGUAGGUAGAUAUUACAUUAUGGCUGUAAAAACAAUUUUUAUGUUAUAAUAAGUUAUGUUAUAUUAUUUAUUAGAAAAUAAAAUAUAAUAGAUUUAAAAAAAUCUUGAGAUAUCAUCUUUUAUGAAUAAUAUAUGAAUCCCUUAAAAAAAUCUUUGUGAAAUUGAAUAAAAAAUAAUUAACUUAACUACUCUUUAAGUAGAAAUUUUAAAGUGCUUAAAUAAAUAAAUAGAAUAAUAA